UUUAAAAGUAUGGGCUACGAUUGGGUAGUGGGCUGGGCUAUCGACGUCGGUAGUUAUGUCCAGUUCGUCUGAUUUUUGCUGGAAUUGGGCUUUUUCCUUAAUCCCAAAUGUUAUCAUCUCCCAGAGGCCAGAGGGUUAGGUGGAUGUUAUUAGUCUUUAUCCAAUGACCAUCCUUGCCAAUAAUGUUUAUCGGCUUAAUCACCAUCAGAAGAUAAUUUAAGUAAAAUACUAAACCAUGCCAUACACCGAAAAGUCACCUCCCUGUGGAGCCACGUUCUUCCUCCAUGAGAGAGUACAAGAAAUCAACCUGUCUCUUUCUCCAUAAUCCACCCAUGGUCAUAUGCUCGAUCUCAGAGUCUCAGUGUCUCCCGGCAUCUCUUUCAUCUUCAUAAUUGCAAUCCUAGUUCCAUAAAUUUAAGCAGCCAUUUGCAUCCCCAGCCCAGGCAGCAAUUAUUAACUCCACCUCUCUCUCUCCAGAUAUUUGCUUUCCUUGGUUUGGGCUGUUUUUUUGGCAUCGCCUGCAACCCAGUUCUGCGAUAUUGCUGUUAGAUUCACAGGUGGAGCGGAUCAUCAUUGCAUAUGUGAGGAAACAACUAGACAGAUGCAGGAGGGCCUUUUCCUGUAGCAGGUGGUGGCAUCAUGGCUGAAUCAUCAUCUUCUUCUUCUGCUUGAUGCUUUUCAGUCCUCUGGAAGGAUAUUGAACGAUCCUCUUGGUUAUAGAAAAAUGUCAGCAUAUGCCCACCAAAUGGAGAGGGAGUUCUCUGCUGGUAGCCUAUCUAGCGGAGAAGAUUCUGAGAUGAGAAGCCAAUAUGUGAUGGAGUCGGGAUUCUACAUGACAUCAUUCGCUGCAACGAUGUUCAUUGCUCUCCUUGUCACAGCAGGAGUGUUGAUGAUCAGCUUGCUCAUUCUGCUGACAGUAAUGCUCCAAUCCUGUGAGAACAGGAGCAAAGGAGUUAUGGAAGAGACGACGCCACAACAAAUGAGUUACCAUCAAUGCAAGAGCUUUGCAGAGCUCAACAACCUGAAAACACCAGACUUACUGCCUCCAAUGUGCUGGGAUCAUAUUGCUGAUUACCACAAUCAGGUGGCUGCAGGUGGUGAAUACGAGAGAGACCUGGCCGCUAGUCUCUGGGUUGUCGAGGGAUACUUCGAUGGAGUCAAACCUUCUGAUGAUAAUGGUCUAGAUGCUGCAGUGUUGAUUGACAUAGACAACAGUAUUAUCUUCAACUCCAAGCGAAAUGUAUUUUCCUUGUUUUCCAGACAGUUUCAACAACAAGUGCUGCUUCUGAGAGUGUACAAGAAACUUCAAGCUAGUGGAUGGUCGCUAGUUUUGAUAUCUAGAAAUCAAGAGAAGGAAAGAAAUGCCACUGUGCAGCAACUCGUUUCUGCAGGAUACGGAGGCUGGUCCUCACUGGUUCUGAGAUCAGAUGACGAAAUGGAGCAUUCUGCAAUUGAAUACUUUUCAAGAGAAAGAGUUUUGGUGGAGACGCGAGGCAUUCGGGUAGCAGCAAUAAUCAGCAGCCAGAUGGAUGCUCUUACUACAGGUCCUCCAAGUUCAGGAACGCGUGUCUUCAAGCUACCAAACCCAGAAUACUACUACUAUGACUACUACUUUCAAGAUUUCAGGAUCUCAACAAAUCUGCCCAAAGAGACCAUUUCACACAGUGUCUGAUUCCCUAUUAACAGCUUCCUAGCUUCGUUACCAACGUGCAUUGUAAAUUGUUGUAGUUCCUAGCUUGAAAAUUCUGUUGUAAAUGAGAGAGAUGCUGUAUAUAUUUGAUACGAAGAGAAGUUAAUUGACAAUGCAGUAACUGCUUGCUGUAUAAACACACAGAUUGAGUCUAAUGGUUAAGAGAACCAGCUGAUAGCAUCAGCCUCUUCAACUAUGCAAUCCAAAUACUAGGGUUUUUCAACUCGAGAAAGAUUUCUCUGCACUCUUUCUUCAUGAAUAUGUCCAAUGCAAAUAAAUAGAGUUCACUUCCUAGCUCUACCCCUUUCAUCCCAUCGAGACGCUCAAUGCAGUCUCCAACACUGUAACUUGGUCUAGCUUCUGCAGUCCAAGUGUAUAACAAACCUAUAUCGUAUUGCUGCAUUAUCAGUGAACUCCAUGAUUCACCAGCUUUUCUAGUUAGAUCAUCAUGGUCGAGCCUUCUGCGCUGACUAACAGGUUUAGCAUCAUAGUGGUCAGCAACUGUUGUUCCCUAUAAAAGUAGGUCUAAUCUGUCAGCAAACUGGAGUCCCUUUAACCGAAAUGGGGCAGCUUCUGGGAAUUCCUAACAAGAGAGAGCUAGCAAUGAUGAUAUUAUUAUCAACCAGGGACAUAUGACAGAAGGAUUGAUGCUAGAUUUGACCUACAUGGAUGUAGUUCUUCCAUUCCCUUUUCAGUGGCUCCAAAUUUAUGGGCAACUGGAUCCGAUUUCAUGUAACUAGUGGCAACCAACUUAGACCAAAUCCUCCGCUUCUUCACAGAAUCCCAAAGUUUCUUGAACUGGACCUCGUUUAACAUGACACCAGUCCUUAUGUGGAAUGAAUCAAUAAGGUUUAUCCAUCCCUCCUCGGACAAAUGAGAUCCACAUUUAUUACCAAUUGAAACUUGCUCCAAACACAGAUCAAUGAAAGUUUUGAGGGAUGCCUCAGAAAAAGUCCACGAGAAGUGCGGCUUUCCUAAUCUAACUGAGGUACUGCCACACAUGCUC
Molecule: messenger RNA, 2696 nt
Organism: Linum tenue
Lineage: Eukaryota; Viridiplantae; Streptophyta; Magnoliopsida; Malpighiales; Linaceae
Source: the annotation of a GenBank genome assembly